Peronospora matthiolae is the source of this 108-nucleotide messenger RNA. The record is from the annotation of a GenBank genome assembly. NCBI's taxonomy places the organism in Eukaryota, Oomycota, Peronosporomycetes, Peronosporales, Peronosporaceae.
AUGAUGCCGUCAAAUUUCAGUCCGGAUGGAGCGGGAACGACUACCCCGCACAGUUAUAAGCCCGCAUCCCUAAAUCUCACGCGACGGCUCUUCUGUACGGACAAGUGA